Molecule: messenger RNA, 6934 nt
Organism: Hypanus sabinus (Atlantic stingray)
Lineage: Eukaryota; Metazoa; Chordata; Chondrichthyes; Myliobatiformes; Dasyatidae
Gene: fxr1
Product: FMR1 autosomal homolog 1
Exons: 17
Coding region: 110-2149 (679 amino acids)
Biological process (GO): regulation of alternative mRNA splicing, via spliceosome; regulation of dendrite morphogenesis; regulation of translation at postsynapse, modulating synaptic transmission
Cellular component (GO): postsynaptic density; dendritic spine; neuronal ribonucleoprotein granule
Molecular function (GO): protein homodimerization activity; mRNA 3'-UTR binding; translation regulator activity
Source: RefSeq, a predicted model, not a curated record
UACCUACCUACCCACCUCCUUCCGCCCUCUGCGUUCUCAGUCCCCGAGGUGUCGCAGCGGCUUGGUACAAAUUCUAGAAACACAUCCCAGUCUCCCCUGCGCUUCCAAUAUGGAGGAACUGACUGUAGAAGUGCGCGGAUCCAACGGAGCUUUUUAUAAGGGAUUUGUCAAAGAUGUGUUUGAAGAUUCGGUUUUCAUUACUUUUGAGAAUAAUUGGCAACCAGCACGUCGGAUACCUUUCUGUGAUGUGAGGUUACCACCCCCAUCUGAUCUCAAAAAGGAGAUAAGUGAAGGAGAUGAGGUUGAGGUUUACUCGAGAGCAAAUGAACAUGAGCCUUGUGGUUGGUGGCUUGCUAAGGUUCGGAUGAUGAAAGGAGAUUUUUAUGUCAUUGAAUAUGCUGCCUGCGAUGCAACCUACAAUGAAAUUGUUACUUUUGAACGAUUGCGUCUAGUGAAUCCGAGUAAGGCAAUUACAAAGAACACAUUCUUUAAGUGCACUGUUGAUGUUCCAGAUGACUUAAGGGAAGCCUGCGCAUAUGAAAAUGCACAUAAAGAUUUUAAGAAGGCAACUGAGGCAGACUGCGUUUUCUAUAAUGCUGACACUGGUCAGUUGUUGGUUUUGUCCACGAAAGAGGCUACAGUGAAGAGAGUUAGCAUCCUUAGUGAUAUGCACUUGCGUAGCAUUCGUACAAAACUCAUGCUUGUGUCCAGAAAUGAAGAGGCAACUAAACACCUGGAGAGUACCAAACAGCUAGCAGCUGCAUUCCAAGAAGAAUUCACUGUCAGAGAGGAUCUAAUGGGACUCGCAAUCGGAACGCAUGGUUCCAAUAUCCAGCAAGCAAGAAAGGUUUCUGGUGUUACAGCAAUUGAACUUGAUGAAGAAACUGGGACAUUCAGAAUUUAUGGAGAGACUGAAGAGGCAGUCCAGAAAGCUAGAAGUUUUCUUGAGUUUGUAGAGGAUUCUGUUCAAGUUCCCAGAGAAUUAGUAGGAAAAGUAAUUGGCAAAAAUGGUAAAGUUAUUCAGGAGAUAGUAGACAAAUCGGGAGUAGUUAGGGUGCGAAUUGAAGGUGAUAAUGACAGCAGGCAACCAAGAGAAGAGGGCAUGGUUCCAUUUACUUUUGUUGGAACAAAGGAGAGCAUUGGAAAUGUGCAAGUUCUUUUGGAGUAUCAUAUUUCUUACCUCAAGGAAGUAGAACAGCUGAGACUGGACCGGUUGCUAAUUGAUGAGCAACUACGUCAGAUUGGUAUGGGGUAUAGGCCAGUGCCAAGUCGGCCAGAGAAAGAUAAGGGUUAUAUCACUGAUGAGAGUACUGCUUCACUGCGUGGUAACAGACCCUAUCGAGGCCGUGGUCGUCGAGGUCCAAAUUACACUUCAGGUUAUGGUACGAACUCUGAAUUAUCAAAUGCUUCGGAGACUGAAUCUGAAAGAAGAGAUGAAUUAAGUGACUGGUCACAGGCUGCUGAUGACGAUCGUGACUCAAGACCACAUCGUGAUAGUCGAAGGCGGCCUACAACAGGGAGAGGUCGAGGUGGUGGACAAUCCAGCAGAGGUCGUGGAGGAGCACGAGGUAGCAGCUCAUCAGUUAGUUCAGUGUUCAAGGAUCCAGAUAGCAAUCCUUAUAGUUUGCUAGAUAAUGCAGAUAACACAGAAACGGACCAAACAGCAGACACUGAUGGUAGUGAAUCUCAUAGCAGCUCAACCCGCCGCAGGAGGUCACGUAGACGAAGAACUGAUGAUGAUGCUACCAUGAUUGAUGGAAUGACAGAAUCAGACAGUGCUUCAGUUAAUGAAAAUGGUUUGGAUGAUAAUGAAAGGAAGCCACAGCGGCGUAAUCGCAGCCGCAGGCGUCGUUUACGUGGUCAGAUUGAAAGCUCUCUGAGUAGAGACAACCAGCCAGUAACUGUAGCUGAUUAUAUAUCUCGAGCAGAAUCUCAGAGUCGACAAAGGGUCCAGCCGAAAGAGAACCUUGCACCCAACAAAAAAGCAGUUACUUUGGUGCAAGACAAUGUACUUGAUGAAUUCUGUCCUGGCAUCAAGACCGUGAAUGGAACAAGCAAUAUUUCUGAAGCCUCUGCAAACAAGGCUUCUAAUUCCAAUGAGAUCCAAAAAAGUGAUUACCAAGGGGCUGUGGUAAAUGGUGUUUCUUAAAAGUUAUCCACAUUAUCGAGUUCUACAUAAAUUACAUUUUCUAACAGUGCUCGUAAAAGCUUGCCAAAGAUUGAGGAAGGACUGCUAGACUUUAUGACGCACUUUUUUUCUAGUUCCUCCAUACUGGAAUGGAGAUGGGAGGGUUCUUGAAUAAAACACUUGUAUGAAUUUGUUUUUCACUUAGUUGAGUUCUCAAUACAUUAUCAGAUGUUGUGCCUUCAGACAGUAGAUGCAAAAUUAAGAGAUAGCUGGUUGUAGGAAUAUGUUUUAAAACAUACAAAGAAAUUUCAGAUUAUUCUGGAGAUGGAGAUCACUGACAUUUACUGUAGUAUGUUAUGGAGUAAAGCAUUGGCUGCUUUUUGUCAAGUUCUCCAAUAUGCAACCACUUUUUCAAGGAAUAAAACAAUAGAAAAAAUGCAGUUUCAAAAUUUUGCACUGAAUUGUAAAUUUAACAUUAGGGAUACUAGUCUGGAAACUGGUCAAUUUUACUAAAUCUCUAAGUUUUUUUAAUGCUGUAUGUAGAGAAAAUUGCAGACCACUGGAGAAUACUUGUUUGCAUCUAUACAUCUGCAGGGACAAUGGGAUGUUGAUGGCAGUGACUAUUUUACAAAGGGCUUGUUUGGUUUAUUUAUUAACUGUACAGUAUUUAAAAAUCAAGCAAUGCUUUAAAUAUUACACUAAACUGGUUGUAGAGGUCAUUGCCAUAAUAAUCCAACUACUGUAAGAUUAAGUUCCAGAGAGACAAUUUUCCAUGUAAACUACAUUGGUUAGAGUGCUUAGAGUAUUUUUAUUUCGUUUUGGUUGAUGUGCAAUAUGUUUUGUAUGGACAUAGUUGAUAAAUAAAGUUUGAUCUUCCAUCUUCUGACAAAAUACAAACAAAUGUUUUCAAAUUUAAUAUUUCUGUAUUACAUUAAUAUUGCAACAAGUGAUUUUCUAUGUGCAAAACUGAGUUUUUUUCUCUCAGAACAAUUUAAGACACUUUCUAUAUAUGCACAUUGAACCAUACAAAAGGGGAACUUGAAGCGGAACAUUCUAGGAUGAGAAUGCAAGAAAAUGGGGAAUCCUGGUGUAUUUUUGAUCUUGUUGCUAUAAUUUUUGGGAAUAGUAGAUUUGUUAGAUUGUAUUCUGGCCACGGUUUAGGAAUUUCCUAGUUCAUUGUAGAGUAGUAGUUAGUAACUGAUACACUCUAAUAAGACAAAGGAAAAUGUACAAAUCCCUCAUCUUAUCCUGGCCUGUUUGAGAAAGAAACUUCCUUGCAUCUUUCUACUUAUUUGUAACAUACCUUCAUAUUCUGGUAAUGAGGUGCACAAUGUGUCUUGAUAUAGAUGAGUUUUUUUUAUUGAAAUCUGAAACUCAGUCAGACCCAUUAUUUAGAAAAUUCAUUAAGAAUUUUGCUCAAAUUAGUCUGUUUAAUUAUGGUUUCUGGCUAUAAUGUGCACUAAUUCUUCCAUGACUCAUUUCUUAUUGUAUAGGUACCACACCCAUUUACUUGGCAUUAUGUCAAUAUAUUUGUUGCCAUAGCAUUGAAGUGCAAUGCUUAUUGGAUAUACUUGCACUCCACAAUCUGCAUUUGCUUGGUGGAAUGAAACAGUGAGAAAUUUCUAAAUCCUCAAACAACCAUCCACAAAUUAAACAUUUUGGUUAACAUAAGAUGUUUCAUUUGAAUAGCAUAGCUCCCCUCUCAGAAAACUAUGUACCAUGCUGAGAUUUGGUUUUAGCUGAAGGAUGAAGUUUGUUUACCUUGUGCAUGGAAUCUGCUCUUUUAUACAAUUUGAAUAACAGUAACCAUUUAAAAGAGAUAAAUUAAUGUGUUUCCCAGUUAUGUUUUAAUACUCAAACAAUGAGAUCUGAUUUAAUGCCAGGAUUCUGCUCUGGGUGAGACUCUACUGCAAAUGAUGUCAGUAUAAUAUACAAAGGAACUUGUGCUUAAGUGCUAACCAAAAACUAAGUAGUAGAUUCUCUCUCAAUUAUCUUAUUGCUGUUUUCAGAUUUUGAAAUGUGCUGUUUAGUAAUUGUUUCUGCUAUUAGUAAGGGUAAUAUAUUUUAACUUGGGUGGAAAACACUUUGGAGUUUACAAAGCCAUGUAACCCUAUAACUAUUACUGAUGCUUGGGCAACUGCUCCCACAUCAUACAUCAGGUUAAACAAGUUCCUUUCCUUUCUCUGGGGCUUUAGUGUUCUAUUUUACAAUGACUAUACUUUCCAAUAAACUGCUUUUUAUAUUUUCUUGACCAUCACCUCUUUCUAAAUAUUGAAGUGAAGAACAUGUACUUCAAGUUUCUUUUCUAAUUCAUUGUAUGUUCUAUCUUACAUUUUGAGUGUUUACAAAUAGAGUACUUAACUUUGAUAACAAUUGCUUAUGGUGAACUAUGUGUAAUUUAACUUUUUGGAGAAAUGCCUUGCAUCAACAAACUCAUUCUAAGAAGCUGUGCCCUGGUACUUCCUGUAGCCCAUGGCAGUAAUUAGUCUGAAGAACAAACUAAGGCUACAUCCACAUUACGCCACAUAAAUCUGUAACCGAAGCUUUUUCUCUUCGUUAUUACCCUCCAUACACACUAAAAUGGCGUUUUAGUCCCCCAAAAAUGGAGCUUUUCAGAAACGCUUUCCAGGGUGGGUUAUUUUUGAAAAUGCUGCUCGGGCAGAUCAGUGUGGACAGCGUAACCGGAGACUUCUGAAAACACUAUCAGAUGGCAGUGCGUUAUUUCAUUGUUUUCUUGAAUGCAACCUAACAAUUUCAGAACAGAUGGCAAAGACUGAAGCUAGAAGAGUUAGAAAUUACUCACCAAAUACUUUGACCCAUAACUUACUGAAUAAGUGUACUGUACUCAUUUUGCCGUUUUCUGUCCUUGCUCAUAUGAAGGUGGUUUACCUAUUUAUGCAAGUACUUCUCUGACAAAUCUAGAUGUGUAACAGCCCAAUGUAACAUUGUAUGGAAAUACAAGAUAACACUGAUGCAGACAUGUUUUAUACAUUUAACAAGGUGCUUUAUUAAUGCAACAGAGUUGGUCAGUUUUUCAAUAUUCGUUGUCAGUCGGGUCAAUCUGUCAUUGAACUCCGUUGGUUGCCGUUGUAUGCUCCAGUAUGUUAUUUUUUAGUUUUAAGUUCUCCUGCGUGAGAGCCAACAGCUGUCCAUCGUUUUAAGUUUUUCUAGUCUGUAACUACACGAAUGCGUACUUUUACAGUGAGAUUCGACACCAAACACGUCGCUUGUUUUCGGUAGAUGUGUCCUGCGCAGGAGGAGGAGAUUCGCCAAAAUCUGUUUGUGUGGAUAGAGAUAUUUCCAAAAACGCAUAGUGUGGAUGCCUAUCGUUUUUACUCAACUGGCGUUUUCAAAAUUAUCCGGUCUAGUGUGGAUGUAGCCUAAUUUAAUGCUUGUAUCAGUUUUUAAAAUUUAUGCUCUUACAUAUUUAUAGGCAGCUUUUAUAUUACAAAUGAAGAAGAAGAAAGCCCUUACUCCAAGUGGAGUCAUCGGGCUGCCGUCGUGACAGCAUUGUUUUUUAAGCAGGCUUUCUUAUUUUUAUAAGGCAGAGUUGCUAGUUUGACACUCAACCCAGCACGGAUGGAAAACAUGCAAAGGAGCUGGCUGGAUUCGAACUUGGGACCUUUCGCUCUGAAGUCUGGCGCUGAUGCCACUACGCCACCAACCGGCCAUUACAAAUGAGAAAAGUCAAUUAAUUUUGUCAUAUUAGACCAUAAAACAUUGGAGUAGAAUUAGGACAUUCAGCUUAUUAAGUCUGCUCCAGCAUUCAAUCAUGUCUGAUUUGUUUUUAAUCCCUCUCAACCCCAUUCUACUUUCUUCCUAUAACCUAACAUAGAACAUCAAAAUCUACAGCACAUUACAGGCCCUUCAGCCCACAAUGUUGUGUCAACCAUGUAACCUCUAGAAACUGCCUAGAAUUUCCCUGGUGCACAGCCCUUUAUAUUACUAAGCUUCAUGUGUACCUAUCCAAGAGGCUCUUAAAAGACACUAUUGUAUCUGCUUCCACCUCCGCUGCCAGCUGUGCAUUCCAUGCACCCACCACUCCGUGUGGAAAAAUUUACCCUGACAUCCCCUUGGUACCUAUUUCCAAGCCCUAUGUGUUAGCUAUUUCAGUCCUGAGAAAAAGUGUCUGGCUACCCACAUGAUCAAUAUGCCCCUCAUCAUCUUAAACAGUUUCAAGGAGAAAAGACCAAGUUCACUCAACCUAUUCUCAUAAGGUAUGACCUCCAGUCCAGGCCACAUCUUUGGAAAUCUCUGCACUCUCUCUAUAGCAUCCACAUCCUUCAUGUAAGGGUACCAGAACUGAACACAGUACUCCUAAUGGGGUCUGAGCAAGGUCUUGUAGAGCUGUAACAUUACCUCAGGGCUCUUGAACUCAAUCCCAUGGUUGAUGAAUGCCAACACACCACAUGCCUUCUUAACAACACCGCCAACCUACACAGCAGUUUUGAGUGUCCUAUGAACACAGACAGCAAGAUCCCUCCAAUCCUCCACACUGCCAAGAGUCUUGCCAUUAUUCUGUCUUCAAAUUGGACCUACCAAAAUAAACCACUUAACACAUCUAGGUUGAAGUCCAUCUGCCACUUCUCAGCUCAGUUAUGCAUCCAAUUGAUGUCCUGCAGGCAAUCCACAACAUCCCUAGCAUUUGUGUUACAAACCCACCUUUCUACGACUUCAUCCAGGUCAUUUAUAAAAAUCACAAAGGGGAGGAGUCCCAGAACAAACCAACUUCUGUUUUAAAUUUACUUAAUGAUUUGGCCUCUACAGCUGUCGGUGGCAAUGAAUUUCAGAGACUCACCACCCUCU